AUGGCAGACGAAUCGCAAGCGUCCGAGGUGACGCACACAUCCGAAGUGACGCACUCGUCCGACGAAACUACCAACUUCAAAGUGGGAUGGAAUGAGCCCGCCGACCAAGAUCCCGAGAACCCCAUGAAUUGGACGACGCGUCGAAAAUGGAGCAUCAUUGGAAUUCUGUCUUUCAUCACGUUCCUAACACCACUGGCAUCUUCCAUGAUGGCACCUGGAGUGCCCAACAUCAUGGCCACUUUCAACAGCACCGACGACAUGGUGGCGACAUUCAUGGUCUCAGUCUUCGUCCUCGGAUUUGCAUUCGGGCCCCUUUUGAUGGCACCCAUGAGCGAACUCUACGGGCGACUGCCAGUCUACCACGUUAGCAACACGCUCUUCAUCCUCUUCUCUGUCGGAUGCGCUCUCUCCCAGAACGUUGCCAUGCUCAUGGCCUUUCGAUUCCUAUCUGGAUUUGUUGGAGUCGCGGUUGUGACUUGCGGCAGCGGAUCCAUCGCCGACAUGGUGCCUGCCGAACAACGAGGUGCGGCCAUGGCUGUCUGGUCAAUCGGACCUCUGCUGGGCCCAGUUAUUGGACCGGUUUGUGCUGGUUUUCUCGUGGAGGCCAAAGGUUGGCGCUGGGUAUUUUGGGUGACGACGAUGGUGGCUGGCGCUGCAGUUGGCGUCUCGUUUUUCAUACUCCGCGAGAGUUACGCUCCCAUCAUUCUCGAGCGGAAAGCAGCAAUGUUGCGAAAAUCGACCGGAGACGAACGAUAUCAAUCAGUCAUGAAACAAGAAGGAACGCCGAAGGAGGUCUUCCUAAUCGCCAUCACUCGUCCGGCGCGCAUGUUUAUCUUCUCGCCCAUCGUCACGGUGGUGUGCAUCUACAUCGCCACACUAUACGGCUUACUCUAUCUUCUCUUUACGACAUUCACCUUCGUUUACAGGGAUUAUUACGGCUUCAGCGCCAUUGGUGCCGGGUUGUCCUUCAUCGGCGGCGGUGUUGGUAACCUUCUAGGUUUAUUAUUCGUUGGAUACCUCUCCGACAAGAUCUUGAAGGAAGCCAAAGCCAAUGGCAAGCCUAUGGAGCCGGAACAAAGACUCGACUUGAAGCUGACGGUGCCAACGGCACUAUGUCUUCCUCUUGGCUUGAUCAUGUACGGUUGGACAGCCGAAAAGCACCUGCACUGGAUUGUUCCCAUGAUAGGUACUGGCAUCAUGGGCUUUGGCAUGAUUGGCAUCUUCAUGAUCUCUCAGACGUACCUAGUGGACAGUUUCACGGUAUACGCGGCUUCAGUAACUGCCGCGAAUGCCGUGUUGCGCAGUCUACUAGGUGCACUACUCCCCCUAUGCGGGCUGCAGCUUUACAACGCCAUUGGCUUGGGCUGGGGAAAUACUCUCCUUGGGUUGAUUGCCCUUAUGUUGGCGCCUGUUCCGUGGCUAUUGCAUUCGUUUGUUCGGUACAUGUUUAGUAUGCACGGGGCUGCGCCAUCUCCGCCCCAUUCAUCGUGUUUCCCAACUCGGUCUCGGUCUCGGUUUUGUAGCUCCAUGAAUAGCUCAUGUCUCCAUGAAUCGUGUGAAACCUAA
Ilyonectria robusta is the source of this 1566-nucleotide messenger RNA. Its product is annotated as major facilitator superfamily domain-containing protein. Gene Ontology annotation, molecular function: transmembrane transporter activity. The coding region runs from base 1 to 1566 and encodes 521 amino acids. Lineage: Eukaryota; Fungi; Ascomycota; Sordariomycetes; Hypocreales; Nectriaceae. The record is from RefSeq and is a predicted model, not a curated record. The transcript has 5 exons. Gene Ontology annotation, biological process: transmembrane transport.